Molecule: messenger RNA, 1029 nt
Organism: Panonychus citri (citrus red mite)
Lineage: Eukaryota; Metazoa; Arthropoda; Arachnida; Trombidiformes; Tetranychidae
Product: histone-lysine N-methyltransferase SETMAR-like
Exons: 1
Coding region: 1-1029 (342 amino acids)
Molecular function (GO): nucleic acid binding
Source: RefSeq, a predicted model, not a curated record
AUGGAGCCGACAUCAAGCGAAAUCCGUUACGUUUUAUUGAAUCGAUUUAAAAAUGGGGACAAUGCGACUCAGGCCCAUAAAUAUUUGUGUUUUUCUUAUGAUUCUAGUGUAUUGAGUGAAAGGCAAUGCCAAAGGUGGUUUCAAAAAUUCAAAAACGGUCAUUUUGAGGUCAAUGAUAGCCCAGGACGGGGACGGAAGUUGACCUUGGAUAUUGAAUUAUUAGGCCAAAAAAUUAGUGAAAAUCCCCGACAAACGACUCGCGAAUUGGCUACGAUAUUGAAUUGUGCUCAACAAACUAUCGUUAAUGGCCUGAAAAGGUUAGGGCUCACGUGCAAACGUGGAACGUGGGUUCCACACGAACUAACGAGUUCUAAUAAGGAACUAAGAGUUUCAAUAUGUCGAUCUCUAUUAGAACGACAGAAAAUUGACCCAUUUCUCGAACGUGUAAUUACUUGUGAUGAGAAAUGGGUCCUUUAUGAUAAUGUUCAUUGCCAUAAACAAUGGCUACCGAAAGGUCAACUCCCGGUUCCGACCGCUCAACCCGGAUUACACCCCAAGAAAGUUUUGAUUAGUGUUUUUUGGGACUACAAGGGGAUAGUCCACUUUGAACUUUUACCUGAGGGUCAAGCAAUAAAUGCUGAAGUUUAUUGUCAACAACUUGACCGAUUAAAUGAAAAAUUAUCGACUGAAAGGCCAUCUCUGGUCAAUCGCAAAGGGGUAAUCUUUCAUCAGGAUAAUGCUCGACCUCAUACCGCAUCUUUGACCUCUAAUAAAAUUAAAAAUGACCUCAAAUGGGAACUAUUACCACAUCCUCCAUAUAGCCCUGACUUAGCGCCCUCAGAUUAUCACUUAUUCAGGUCACUUGAACAUUUCCUUCGGAAUAAAAAGUUCGAAAAUAGAAGCGCCCUCUACAAUGGCCUUAAGACAUUUUUCGACUCUAAAAGUCCAAUUUUUUUUCGGAGAGGAAUUUUUAAUAUUAUUAAUAGAUGGCAAAGAGUUAUUGAUUCCGAUGGUGAAUAUUGUAUUUAA